Striga asiatica is the source of this 1474-nucleotide messenger RNA. The record is from the annotation of a GenBank genome assembly. Lineage: Eukaryota; Viridiplantae; Streptophyta; Magnoliopsida; Lamiales; Orobanchaceae.
CUGCAAUGAAAUAUUUUAACGGAACCCCAAACUCAAUCAAUCUAAAAAAAUCAGUGAGACCAAACCAAACCCCCCCGACGUAACGUAACGCAGUUUGAAGUUUGAACCAAUUAAAAUGGCCCUCUGCCGAAAUCAAUGCCACGCGCCCCACCGCCGAUUACCUCUUUUGUUCACGCCAAAUACCGUCUUCCCCACGCGCUUUCGCCAUCCGGCGCCCUUGCCGCACCUUUGUUUUAUUCACCCCACCCACUCCCCUUUCUUUUCUCUCUCGCCCCAUUCUUAUCUCUUCUUCUUUCUUUCCCUUUCGUCUGAUUUCGUCUGAUUUCUGACGUUUAAUCCCUAAUUUUUUCCCCCAUUCAUGGGCGAUUUGACGGAAUCAUCGACUCCUCAGCCGGCGCCGCCGGCCAAGCAACCCCCUUUCCGCGAGGACUGCUGGUCGGAGGAGGCCACAUGGACUCUGGUCGACACCUGGGGCCGCCGCUACCUAGAGCUCAACCGUGGAAAUCUCCGCGGCAAGGACUGGCAGGAGGUCGCCGACGCCGUCAACUCCCUCCACGGCCACACCAAAAAGACCCGCCGCACCGACGUCCAGUGCAAAAACCGGAUCGACACUCUGAAGAAGAAGUACAAGGUCGAGAAGGCCAAGAUCUCGGAUUCCACCGCCUCCACCUGGCCCUUCUUCUCCCGCCUCGACUUUCUCAUCGGAUCUGCUAACGCCAACAAACAACACAGCAGGCCCGCUCCGCCGGCAGCGUCGCCGGUUCAGAUGCCGCUGUUGAUGCCUCCUCCGCCGCCCCUGGGCCUCCCCUCGCCACCAAUGGCGGUGCCCAUUCCCUUCCGCAAGCCGCUGACUCCCGCCAUGGUCACGCCGGUGGUUCUGCCUCAGAAGCGUCCGGCUGUGGAUGAGUCCUUCUUCAGGAGGAAUUACUCGGCCAUGGCGGCGGCAGCGGCGGCGGCCGCCACUGAAGAGGCUGAGGAAGACGAUGAGGAAUCCGAAGGGGAGGGAAGUGGUGGUCGAGCGGCGGAGGAGGUGGAAGAAGGGGAAGAUGGCGUGAGGAGGUUGGCAAAGGCCAUUGAGAGGUUUGGUGAGAUAUACGAGAAGGUGGAGAACAUGAAGCAGAGGCAGAUGGUGGAGCUGGAGAAACAGAGGAUGCAGUUUGCUAAGGAUUUGGAGGUUCAGAGGAUGAGGUUGUUUAUGGAUACGCAGGUUCAGCUCGAGAAGCUUAAGCAGGCUAAACGGUCGGGAGCUUCAGUUAACGAGAACUUGGAGUUUGGAGCGCACUCGAAUAGAUUUGCUCUUGUUGAUAUAGUUGAAGGUUUCGUACCUAAGAAGAGCUGGGAAAGGAUAAGUUUAUCAGCUCAGGAGGAUUCAAGUUCAUCUGUUUUCGUACCUAAGAACAACUAUUUAGAUUUUCUGUUGUGUAGUUAUCUAUUAGUUGAAGAAUCUUAUUUUCAUUUCUUAUGUGAAACGUGA